CAAGAGAAAGGAGACGUGGUACCAGCCUGACAACUACUGGCAAUGCUCCUUCAAAGGUGUGUCUGAGGAGAUGUUCCAGAUGAGGCAUGGACUUGAGGCUGAGGCUGCCGAUGAAGGACUCAUUUUAACUUAUUGAUGAUGGGGCAAUGAAUAGAGUUUUUAGUCAGCAGACUGGAAGAACGUGGAAUCUGAGGGGUGGCAAGUAAAGGAACAGGCUAGAAGGCUCCUAAUUCUGAGCAGUGAACUUUGAGAAGUAUCAGCACAUCACAGCCACUUAUCUGGAGAGUACUGGAUGUGGGAGCACAGCCAACGAGGAGCCUCACAGAGAUCAGAGUGGAGAUCUGAGCCCCCACGUGAUGACUCAGUCUGUGCCAGACACGGAAGAGAAGCCAACACCUCAGGAGACGCCAGGCCCCCACCUCUGUGUUUUGGAACACACCAGAAUGAGAGAAAUUGUGGCUUCCAGUGGGAUAGCUGUGGAUGUUUCCUCAAAUCAAAACCACGGUGUCCGGUUAGGGAAGGCUGUAACACCUGACACCUCAGGACACACACCAAACAAGCUGCAGAGAUUCCUGAAGGAACAUCUCAAACUCCUGGGGGUGGCUCAGAUUAUGAUUAGUGUGAAAUUCAUCGUCUACGGGAUAAUUGGAAUUUCAUUUCUCCAUUACGCAACACCCAACACCAGUUUCUUCUCAUUUCAGACAGGCUUCCCGAUAUGGGCAGCUUUACCUUUUAUCGUUUCUGGAUCUAUGACAGUUGUGUCUGCAAAGAAGCAAACCAAAGCUCUGCUGAGAGGAAAUCUGAGAGCUAACACUCUCAGCACAGUUGUUUCGAGUAUCGGAAUUCUUAUUCUUUCACACAACUUAGUAAAAAUCACCUUCAUGAACUGUGACAUGGAAGAUUUAUGUCUUGGUGUCACAUCAGUUGUAACUGGUCUUGUGGUUAUACUGAUGAUCCUGAACUGUCUGCAAUUUUUAAUUACACUUGCUCUGUCCAUGCUUACCUACAAUGUGGAUGGCAAGAGAAUUGACUGGGUUUCUGCAUUAUCUUUCCUGAAAUCGGCUUCCGAAAGUCCUUAUCAAGGCUUGUUGCAUCAGCCUUCCUUCUACCAAAAUCUUGAGAGGAAGGACACAUUGUUAUACUAUAACACCUGAGACAAGUGCCGAUGUGAGAGUAUGCUUCUGCUACCUGCAGUCAUGGAGAUGGAAACUGGAAGAAUAAAACGAGAUAAGGCCAAAACCUUCUUUGGAUCCUCCUUUGUUGACUACUAUUGUAUUAGUCAGCAUAGACCAUGAUGCUGUAAUAAGAUUUCAUCCCUGAAACACCUGUGCUUAUCAUAACUUAACCGUAUUAGCUGCAUGUUCCAUGUGACCAGUAGGUCACAGCCACCCCUGCCAAUUACAGUCAUAUUAAACCAACACAGACUGAAGGGUUUAGCUACAAUUCAGUAGAGGCUUGAGUACAGGUGAGAGACAGGUUUACAUCACGGGCCAUUGUUGGUAUCAUCUCUAACCAAUCGAGCUUCUAAUCAAUAAAGGAUUUCUCAUUCUCUUUUCAUGGAGAUAAGUCUGGCUAAACAUUACAGCCAUUACCAAUAUCAUAGGCAGCUUCUUAAAUGUAAAAGACUAGUAACGUAUUGUUUUGAUCAAACAUUUAUGGUGAUUAUUUUUCUUGGGAUAAAGAGACCAGAGCACAAGCCUCUCUUACAAAAGCCUCCUCAAUACGAUUUUUAAAAUUCCUUUUUCUCUUUUUAAAAUUUUUUUAAUGUUUAUUUAUUUUUGAAGGAGAGAGAGAGACAAAGCGUGAGUGGGGGAGAGGCAGAGAGAGAGGGAGACACAGAAUUCGAAGCAGGAUCCAGGCUCUGAGUUGUCAGCACAGAGCCCGAAGUGGGGCUCGAACUCAUAAACCAUGAGAUCAUGACCUGAGCUGAAGUUGGACACUUAACCCACUGAGCCACCCAGGCACCCCAAAGUUCCUUUUCUUCUCAGUCUU
Acinonyx jubatus (cheetah) is the source of this 1992-nucleotide messenger RNA. RefSeq names its product membrane-spanning 4-domains subfamily A member 3-like. The transcript is spliced from 7 exons. Gene Ontology annotation, cellular component: plasma membrane. Bases 357 to 1154 code for a protein of 265 amino acids. Gene Ontology annotation, biological process: cell surface receptor signaling pathway. NCBI's taxonomy places the organism in Eukaryota, Metazoa, Chordata, Mammalia, Carnivora, Felidae. The record is from RefSeq and is a predicted model, not a curated record.